CCGUCCAUAUGAGGCGCACAAGCUCGCCAGGCUACCGAUACCGACCUGGCAGACAGUGUGGCCCAAGCAGCGGGGUUCCCAGCCUCACGCUUGCACGUCCCGGUUCGUGGCAUGCUGUAACACAUAGAUGCCGGCCAUGUAGCAGCCUCUGUUGAGAACACAUUGAAGACGUGAAGCUCGCGGUGGAAGGCGAGAGAAGGCACAAGAUGGACGUUGGCGGCCAACGGACGGUUCGCGGAGGUCCAUUAUCGCACCUUCCCCAUUCGUCCAAACCGCGGUUCCCGAUUCCGUAUCGAUAAGCGCGACGUCUUCGCCCUCAAGAAAUUCUCACGUCCCCAUCAUCCCCCCUUCCGCUCGUCAUUGCCAAUACUAGGGCCUAGAGGCAUCAUGCCUUCCCUUUCGACGCUCCUCUUUGCCUCGUUUCCCCUGCUGCUCAUCGCCAUCAUUUGGCAGAACCCAGACCCCAUCAUCAAGCCAAUCACCGGACACAUCGCCUUCAAAAUAAUCCGGCAGUUCUUCGAGACAACGCACUGCUACGUCUCUGUCAAGACCAAUUCAGCGCGUCUUCCACAUGCGGAGUGCUUCAGUGUUUCGAACGGCAAGUUCUCGAGGGUCUUCAUCGACGAGACAUCCUUUCCGGUCGUGAAGGAGGCACGGAAGGGGCACGUGAUUCCUGGUUUGUGGGAUGGUCAUGGACAUUUGCUCCCAUAUGGCGAGUUGAUGGACUCUGUCAAUCUUUUCGGGGCCCAGACCAUGGAUGGGGUGAAGGAGAGACUUGUCCGGUACAAAGCGAGCCGUCCCGAAGCCGGGACCGCAGAGCAAUGGCUGCGAGGCAUGGGAUGGGACCAAGCCAAUUUUGAGGGGAAAUGGCCCGUGGCAAAAGACCUGGAGAUCGGAGAUCAGUUCAAGGAUAUGUAUGUCAUGCUUGAUCGUGUAGACGUGCAUUGCAUCUGGGUAUCCGAGAAAGUACUGUCUCUUCUGCCAAACCCUCUUCCAGAAGUAUCAGGCGGAGAGACCCCCGCGAAAGGAGUCUUCUGCGAUAAUGCAAUGGACAUUGUCAUGAAGUAUUACCCGAAGCCGAGCAAAGAGCGCAAAACCAAGUUCAUCAAGGACGCCAUGUGGGAACUGAACAAGCUUGGCAUUGUUGGCGUGCACGAUGCCGGAGUGUUUCCCUCGGAGCUCGAACUCUACGAAGAGCUGUCAGCAGACGAAAACUGGAAUGUCCGGGUCUACGCGAUGAUGGAAUGCGAGACGCGCAAUACAUUUUGUCCGCAAGAUAUUGCUAAGAUCAGCACGACAAACGGGAUGCUGCACGUAAGGAGCGUCAAGCUUUUCGCAGAUGGCGCUCUCGGGAGCUGGGGUAGUGCUAUGAUCGAGCCAUACAGCGACAAGCAGAGCUCCUCCGGAUCGCUUCUCAUCAACGCCACCACACUCUCCAAGCUGACGCAUGAGUGGGCAACCGCGGGAUAUCAAGUAAACAUCCACGCGAUCGGCGACCUGGCCAAUCGCCUCGCCGUUGACGCCUUCGAGGAGGCCCUCAAAGGUCUGUGCCCCGGAUCUACACUCCGGGAGUGCCAGUCCCAGCAUCGAUUUCGCAUCGAACACGCUCAAAUCAUCCAUCCGGAUGACCAGCGCCGAAUGGCAGAGCUCGGCAUUAUCCCGUCCAUACAACCCACGCACGCGACCUCGGACAUGCCGUAUGCAGAGACUAGACUCGGCAAGCCGCGCACCGAAAAAGAGGCCUAUCGCAUGCGGUCGCUCUUACCACUCAACCCCGUCUUCGGAAGCGAUUUCCCCGUGGAGCCGGCCGAUAUCUUCGAAGGCAUCUACGCCGCAGUCACGCGGCGCAGCCCGCGGACAGGCCUUGACGCAGAAGGUGGGACCAAAGGCUGGUAUUCGUCGGAGACAGUCACAAUUGAGGACGCACUAGAGGGCUUCACCGUCAAUCCCGCGUAUGCUGCAUUCCUCGAAGGAAAAGCCGGUGUCAUCGAAACGGGGGCAUAUGCAGACUGGAUCGUCCUCGAAGAACCAUUGGAGGCUGUCGACCUAGAAUCCCUACGGAAACUCAAGGUGAAGGAGACGUGGGUAGGUGGCAAGCGAGUGUACAAACGGGCUGGCCCGGAGGAAGCCCCAUGGGUGCAGAACUGAACGUCAGAGAACCCUGCGAUACCCCACGCUGCACGGCAUAGGCCUCCAAACCGCGAUAUCCGCUGAGGCCUACAUGAAAUCCUGUAGGCUGCUGCCGUACUAGGCCUACAGUAGCUACAGGAUUUCGCUUCUGCGCUUCUUGGGCUGCAUGCCACACCCCCAUCCUAGCUCCAAUACAGUCAAGUCUUCCCACCCCUUAAGUAUCUAUACCGCAUUUGCAAUUUACGCC
Messenger RNA from Trematosphaeria pertusa, 2377 nucleotides. RefSeq lists its product as uncharacterized. NCBI's taxonomy places the organism in Eukaryota, Fungi, Ascomycota, Dothideomycetes, Pleosporales, Trematosphaeriaceae. The transcript is spliced from 3 exons. The coding region runs from base 388 to 2148 and encodes 586 amino acids. The record is from RefSeq and is a predicted model, not a curated record. Gene Ontology annotation, molecular function: hydrolase activity, acting on carbon-nitrogen (but not peptide) bonds.